Messenger RNA from Acanthisitta chloris (rifleman), 500 nucleotides. Its product is annotated as actin-related protein 2/3 complex subunit 1A. Lineage: Eukaryota; Metazoa; Chordata; Aves; Passeriformes; Acanthisittidae. Gene Ontology annotation, cellular component: actin cytoskeleton; Arp2/3 protein complex. Gene Ontology annotation, biological process: Arp2/3 complex-mediated actin nucleation. The transcript has 4 exons. The record is from RefSeq and is a predicted model, not a curated record. The annotation marks the transcript as partial. Gene Ontology annotation, molecular function: actin filament binding.
AUGUCUCUACAUCAGUUCCUACUGGAGCCAAUCACCUGCCAUGCCUGGAACAGAGAUCGUACUCAGAUUGCCAUUAGCCCUAACAAUCAUGAAGUCCACAUCUACAAGAAGAGUGGGAACCAGUGGGUAAAGGCUCAUGAGCUGAAGGAACACAAUGGACACAUCACAGGGAUUGACUGGGCUCCCAAAAGCGAUCGCAUCGUGACGUGCGGCGCAGACCGGAACGCCUACGUGUGGAGCCAGAAGGAUGGAGUGUGGAAACCAACCCUUGUGAUCCUGAGAAUCAACCGUGCUGCCACCUUUGUGAAAUGGUCUCCCCUGGAGAACAAAUUUGCUGUGGGAAGUGGAGCUCGACUCAUAUCUGUCUGCUACUUCGAAUCUGAAAAUGACUGGUGGGUGAGCAAACACAUUAAGAAGCCCAUUCGCUCCACUGUCCUUAGCCUGGACUGGCACCCCAACAAUGUGCUGCUGGCUGCAGGAUCCUGUGACUUCAAGUGCAG